CAGAGCGAGGAUAUGAUUGGUUGCUAGAACGCCCCGCGCCACCUCCCACGCGAGCGGACCAAUGAGCUGACGGUGGCGGGCUCGGCGCGGGCCGCGUCGUGGAUGCUGUGAGGGCGGCGGCACUGGUUACUGCGUGUGGCGGCCCGCGAUGAAGCCGCCCAUUUCAAUACAAGCAAGCGAGUUUGAUUCUUCAGACGAAGAGCCUGCUGACGACGAGCAGACUCCAAUUCAAAUUUCAUGGCUACCUCUGUCACGAGUGAAUUGUUCUCAGUUUCUCGGUUUAUGUGCUCUUCCAGGUUGUAAAUUUAAAGAUGUUAGAAGAAACAUUCAAAAAGAUACAGAGGAACUAAAGAGCUCUGGGAUCCAAGACGUAUUUGUUUUCUGCACCAGAGGGGAACUGUCAAAAUAUAGAGUCCCAAACCUUCUGGACCUCUACCAACAAUAUGGAAUUGUCACCCAUCAUCAUCCGAUCCCAGAUGGAGGGACUCCCGACAUUGGCAGCUGCUGGGAAAUCAUGGAGGAGCUGGCCACCUGCCUUAAAAACAACCGAAAAACCCUGAUACACUGUUAUGGAGGACUUGGAAGAUCUUGUCUUGCUGCUUGUCUCCUCCUAUACUUGUCUGACUCAAUUUCACCACAGCAAGCCAUAGACAGCCUUCGAGAUGUCAGGGGAUCUGGGGCGAUACAGACCAUCAAGCAAUAUAACUAUCUUCAUGAAUUCCGGGACAAGUUAGCUGCCUAUCUGUCAUCAAGAGAUUCACUGUCAAGAUCCGUGUCCAGAUAAGGAAGAGCCCAGACACGCAGCCGCAGCUGAAGUUCCAAGUUCUCUAGCGUAAUCUGUAUUGGAGUGCUACUGCCAUCCUGAACAUAAAUGUUAUGUGCAGACUUCUAAA
Messenger RNA from Rattus norvegicus (Norway rat), 893 nucleotides. It is a transcript of the gene Cdkn3, whose product is annotated as cyclin-dependent kinase inhibitor 3. Lineage: Eukaryota; Metazoa; Chordata; Mammalia; Rodentia; Muridae. The record is from RefSeq and is a predicted model, not a curated record. Gene Ontology annotation, cellular component: perinuclear region of cytoplasm; cytosol. Gene Ontology annotation, molecular function: protein tyrosine phosphatase activity; protein serine/threonine phosphatase activity; phosphoprotein phosphatase activity.